UGAGUCGAAUUAAAUUAUAGACCCGAACUGGAUCAGUUUUCGCAUAUUCUUUAUCUAACAAUGAGCACGAAGUUCUACUAAACAAGUUAGUCGCCUUAAAUACAACGACUGCGCCGCUUCGCUAAUAGUGAGAAAAAAAUAUCCAAUUCGUUUUUCAGCCUUGACCUUUUUCCGUUGAUGACCGAGUACAUUGUCAGCAGAAAUUAUAUAAAUAGAUCAUAGGCUAUCGAUCGCCAUUGAAAUAGUCGUAACGAUAGAGACUACGCCAUUCAAACAAACGUUAUCUUUCUAACUUUUACGCGAAAACUUCGAUCCGACAUUUCCUGAUUGGUGCGGGGGGCAGAUGGUUGUGUCUAGGGAAGCUGAAUUCAUCUAUGUUUCAGUUUUCUAUGCAUCAAGAAUUUAAUGAAAUCUAGAAAUUGAAGCUCACAUAAUCGAAACAUCCCAAAUGGUUGACGAAUUUAAAUUUCUUAGUUGACCUAACGCUAAUCUUGAACUUUGGGAUUCAUGUAUCAUUUAAAAAUAAGACUGUGUGUGUGACCAAAAUACGACGGUUGCAUGACAACGAUCGAAUCGAUAUUUAAAUACACCGCGCACAACAAUUGAGCGAUCACUCGAGUUUUGCAGUAAAAAAGACCCGUUUUCAAAUGAGUUCAAGUUCGUCGAAAGUGAACGGAUUGCAAUUAAAAAAAUUGGGAUUUUAGCUUGAAACUUUGAUUUUGAAACUAUCAUUCUCAAUUUGAUUUUUGCAUCGUUUUUCCUGAAGUUUUGCAGCUUUGACGCUAUCAAUGCGGAAAUUUUGCAUAUUUUUUUUUUUUUGUACCAUGUGCACCGUGUUUCGAAAAAAUUGCACAAGACUGGCGUCAUGUGGAGUUUGUAGCUUGAAACUUUCCCUCAAAAAAUGCUUUUUUAUUCAACAUUGUGCGAUUUUUUUGCUAUCGAGUAAUUCGUGUUUGAACCGUUGAGUGCGUGUAGAUCAAUGACUUAAGAAUCGACGUGACUUACGUGUUCUCACAUGGUCGGCCGAAGUGUUAUCCGCACCAAGGGACAAUUGGGCGAUAGUAAAGUAUGCGAGAUUCAUCUCGGCGAAUUAUUGGAAUUCGAGAAAGCAACGAGAGAAGUAUCAAGAGUUGGUACAAAAAAAAGGAAAACGAGACAUGUCCGCAUUCAGGGCUUCGAAGCUGCAAAAUUCCAAAAAAAGAAACGGUGCAGAAAUCAAAUUCAGGACAACGGUUUCAAAGUUAAAGCUUCAAGCUUCAAAUCCCAAUUUUUCUCAUUGCAAUCCGUUCAUUUUCGACGAAGUUACACUCAUUGGAAAAUGGGUUUCAGUGAUUGAUUUAAUUCCUUUUGACGGCGAUUGAUUCGGAUAAAUUAACGUACUUGGCGAAGUUCUAUGCACCCGACGUUCAAUAUAUCUAUGUUUGUGGUGUCAAUAUGGAGACGAUCAGAAAAGCGCGAUCCAGGGGAGUGAUCCUGUGAACAGGGUGGCCUUGUUUGUUCAACGAUUUAAUCUCAAUGAAGCUCUCAGUACCAACAAAUGUCACCGAGACUCUGCGUAUUCAAAGUUAUCAUAAUGUAAAAUUGAAUCCACAUUACAAAAAUAGACACCCUACCCUUGGGUCGAAAAAACCUGAACUUUUAAUUCCAAACCUUCCGCCCUUCUGUGCACCUCAAAGACCGACGAUUAUGAUGCAGCCAGGACUGCAAUCUGCAAGUUUUUCAUUCUUGGAUAUUCUUUGUAAUUCAACAAGCGCCUCGUGUUACGUGGCUACUGUUGAUCCGCCGUGUGGCGUGCUGCUUCAUUUGAGGCGCCCUGAGGGUUUCUCUUUGCUUCCAGAUUCUGAUCCGCUGUCGUAGAAAUCCACCCUUGCGUGGGUCAUACGGUGGCCAACCUGAACGCUUCGCGUUGUUUCUUUACGACAAGAUUUGAAUAAUUUAUUUCAAUUGCUAAAUUCACAGUUUUCGUAUACUUCGCGCACAGAUGUAUUGAAGUUCGUUUGUUUGAUUUCAUGUAAAAUGACAGUUUUGAAGCGGAACGUCAAAACUCAAUACGGUGGACUCCUGAUUUCUAGCAUUAAUUAUUCGUACGUACGUAAUAAAACAAACAUUCAGCGAUGAACGUUCCUACGAAUCAGAACAUGCCUUCCAGCGAUCUCGGUCGAGUUCCGAAGUGAUUGUUAAUCCUACGAUCCUACUAUCCUUUACACUAUUUUCUCGGUGCGUUUCGCCCCGAAUUUCAUGAAAAUUUCCUUCGCUCUCUUCAGCGAGAACGUUCCGCCGUAUCCUCCGCCUCCGUAUGCAUAUUCGCCGCAAAAUAAUGAACGGAGAAACCAGAUGCAGGCUGUUCAAAUGGAGUACCCACCGCAACUUCCGCCGCUCUACAGAGGGCAAAAAGUGAGAAGUGGUCCCUUUACGAUUACGGUAACCGAUGAAAUGGUAGCAGAGCGCGAGAGAGAGAACCGUGAAUUGUACAGACAGUGGUUGGCCGAACAACAGGUGAGAAAUAUGUCCGACGAAGAGAGAGAACACGAGCAAUACGCGAGGGAGUUUAGGGCCGCCAAAAUAAGACGGCUCUUCGUCAGAAAAGUCUACUGUAUCAUAACCGCUGAACUUGCAUUCACGGCUGGCUUUAUAGCGUUUGUAUUGUACACACCAUCCGUCAAGCAGUGGGUACUGAGGAACUGGAUCUUGGCGAUCGGCGCGACGUUCGUAUACUUGAUCACGUACGUGGCACUAACCUGCGUUGAACGGGUCAGAAGACAAGCACCCUGUAACUGUAUAUUGAUGUGUUUGUUGACGCUCGCCCAGUCUUACGGCGCAGCCUACGCAUCGGCCCACUAUAACGUGGAAUUGGUGUUUCUUGCUUUGGGGAUGACCGCGCUCGUUACCGUCGUUGUAACCAUGGUCGCAAUGUUCGCCAAGUUCGAUUUUACGAGUCACUCCGGAAUGGUAUUAAUAAUAUCCGUCGCUAUCCUCGUGAGUGUCCUGGUAUUGGCGUUGGUCGGAAUGUUCACGAGAAUAAAAAUUUUAUGGGUCAUAUGCGCGGCUCUCAUCGUACUCCUGAUAUCAGUGUAUUUGUUUUACGACACGCAACUUCUCAUGGGCGGACGCGGCGUCGAGCUCAAUCCCGACGAACACAUUUACGCCGCGGUUCAAAUUUACGUCGACGUCGUUUUCAUAUUCAGGUACCUCCUGAUGUGUCUGGGUUGCAUGGGAGAUUCGUGAACGCCGACCACGACGGAAACGUCCAUUAAAUUUCGACGGACCAAUCGACGACGUGUAUAAUUUGGAACCGAUCGGAAUAUGAUGUAUGUCCUUUGUAAAUAAGUGCACUGCACGUACACACCUGAAGUCUCGGAUUGUAUGCGAUACACAUGGCAUGAAUGUACGUAAGUUAUAGGUAUAUAUUAUGUAUAAAAUGAAUGAUGCGUAAAAUUUUAUUAAUAGGAAAUAAUGUUUAUUAUACAGUUUACAUUUGUAAUUAACUUCAUUUAUUUGACUUUUGUUAUAAAUUUUAUCUUAAUAAUUAUAUUAUGCCUCUGCCGAGCGAAUGCGAAUGCCUUGUUCAAUGUGCGCUUAGACUAUACAUAAUAAUCUUCGUAAAACGUAAAAACCUCCUGUUCGCAAAACUCCCUCCCCCCACCCCCCUCCCCCCCUACCCGCCCCACCCAACCCCUUGAUAAUCCUUCGAUUAAGAAUCGCCAAAUUAUGUCGCACUGAAAACGGCACGCAAAUCGCUCGGCAUACAAAUAAUAUACAUAGUACUGUCGACGUAAUUAAAGUAAUUGGCGGUUCUAUUCAUCUUCAUUUACUUUAUAC
Molecule: messenger RNA, 3819 nt
Organism: Athalia rosae (coleseed sawfly)
Lineage: Eukaryota; Metazoa; Arthropoda; Insecta; Hymenoptera; Athaliidae
Product: protein lifeguard 2-like
Exons: 7
Coding region: 2239-3225 (328 amino acids)
Biological process (GO): negative regulation of apoptotic signaling pathway
Cellular component (GO): membrane; Golgi apparatus; endoplasmic reticulum
Source: RefSeq, a predicted model, not a curated record